This is a messenger RNA of Micropterus dolomieu (smallmouth bass), 1721 nucleotides long. RefSeq lists its product as uncharacterized. The record is from RefSeq and is a predicted model, not a curated record. NCBI's taxonomy places the organism in Eukaryota, Metazoa, Chordata, Actinopteri, Centrarchiformes, Centrarchidae. Gene Ontology annotation, biological process: lipid transport; lipoprotein metabolic process. Bases 81 to 1340 code for a protein of 419 amino acids. Gene Ontology annotation, molecular function: lipid binding. Gene Ontology annotation, cellular component: membrane; extracellular region. The transcript has 10 exons.
AGCAUUCAGAAGUUGAUGAAUGAGUGCUGCAAAAGAGAGUCAUCUCACAACGAGUCGAUUACAGCAGGGAAAGUUGCACAAUGGCACAGCCACCACCCUUUUCAAUGAGUCUGAAGUCCUGUCCAGACAAAACUAAAGAUGACAAGCCUGGCUCCACUCCUCAGUCUCCCACAAAAUCUCCAGAGAAGCCAGUUCCCAUGCCAAGAAAAAAUAUAUCCCGUCCAGACAAAACUAAGGAUGAAAAGCCUGUAUGUAACACUACUCCUCUGUCUCCCACAAGAUCUCCAGAGGGAGGCUUGGGCUGCUCAACUCCUCCACCAGUGUUACCAAAAAAGUGGACUGUUAAAAAAAAUCCUGGAGGAUUUGACUCUGUAAAUGGCAUUAAUAUAGUAAAGGUGCUGCCUGAACUAUCAAUUAAUGAUAACCGUAGAUUACUACCUCUGCUGCGUCAAAAACCUCUCAAAGAACAGCCUGAUGACAAAAACGAAAUCAUGGAUGCCAACUCUUUGAUGGAUUGGUGGAAGAAUGUGACACCCUGGAACACUCUGUGUGAAGACAUCAAACUUGGAGGGGAAAAAGAAACAAAGGUCAUCAGAAUUAAAGCUGAACAUCUCUAUAAAGCUGUCCUGCGUUACGUCCUCCUGUUGUCUGAACAUGGUGGCACCCUGAAGCAACACACUGCUGAGCUGGUCUGCAUUGCUGACAACUUAGACAAGGUUUCAAAGGGUACAAAGAUUGCUGGCAUCACAGGAGGGGCUACAAGUGUAGCGGGAGGCGUGGCAGCAGCUGCUGGGGUGAUUCUGUGUCCAUUGACAAUGGGAGCCUCAUUGGGGCUGACUGUCCUCGGGGUUGGCGUGGCUGCAGCCGGCGGCGUCACUGGUGCAUCAGCAGCCAUCGCCAACAAGGUGAACGUCAGUCAGGAAAAGAAGAAAAUUGAAAAGACCUUCCAGGAGUACAGUGACCUCAUGGAGGAUAUUCAGGAUUGCUUAAAGUUCAUCAAUGAGGGCAUGGAGCAGCUAAAGAAGCAUGAUCUGUCUGUUCUGAUUAAAGCCAGGAUGGAUUCGGCGAGAGUAGCCGGGAUGAUACAGCUUUCCACUACAGGAGGAGCAAGUGCUAGGGCCAUAGAAGCUAACAGUAAGGCAUCUGGGAUGAUGCAAGGCUUUGCCCUCGGCAUGGAUAUGUACUUCACCCAAGGAAAGAAUGGUCAGAAGCUGAAGAAGGGCCUUGAAUCAAAGUUUGCGAAGAAAAUCCGUCAGGUAGCACAGGAUCUCAAUGAGGCUUUGGAUGAGCUCAUGCAAAUCAAGGACCUGUUCAGUAAGCACUGUUCAGGGGAAAAAUAGGUUUUAACUUGUAGACCCUUUCUUGCUUGAUUUUAAUCUUCAAACUUUUAUUUUUGCACAUACUAUUUUUAUAUGUGACAUUUGUAAGUAAAGAAAAUGUAAACAUGGAACAAACCAAACAAAAAACAACAAGCAUCUAUAUAGGCCAAUGUUAUUUUUGUCAGUCUCCUUUUUAUUGUCCUUACUUUUCUUUCCAAAACUACAAUGUAAGGGACUACAGAGCUGUACAUCGAUACACUGAUUAGCCCAAUCUGAUGAAUUAGCCUAACUUGAAUGGUUGUGAAUGGUUAUAGUUUUAGUAAAGAGACUUCCCUGCUGGUAUGUGUUUUUUAUUUUAUAAAUGUUAUAUUUGACUUGACCUUGGCGAUUAGUUGGACUGGA